Molecule: messenger RNA, 330 nt
Organism: Metarhizium brunneum ARSEF 3297
Lineage: Eukaryota; Fungi; Ascomycota; Sordariomycetes; Hypocreales; Clavicipitaceae
Molecular function (GO): ABC-type oligopeptide transporter activity
Source: RefSeq, a predicted model, not a curated record
AUGGCUCGAUCUGUGCUACGCAACCCCAAGAUAUCGCAAGUCUCGCCUACACACGCCAAAGAGGAGUUUUGCAAGAUUCUUUGCCCAUCAAGACUCUUGAAUGAAGCAACCUCAACACUUGAUCCCCUAUCCGAGGCUGUGGUGCAGCAGGCGUUGGCUGCUGCCGCUGUUGGGCAGGCAACUAUUGCUCUUGCCCACGCUAACCGCAUUUACGUAUUCGGUAACGGAUGGGCCGUUGUAUGGGCUGUUGAACAAGGCACCCGCGCGGGCUUGAUGACAGAGCGCGGGCGUUAUUGGGAGUUUGUGGGUUUGCAGAGCAUGGGAAACUAA